AUGAGUACAACGAGAGACUCCCAGCAGAGUCUUCUACAUCCAUUUCUUUCUCAUCUUAUUGCUCUCCUGUCAACCUAUGAACUAUAUCCUAUGUCGACAACAUCUCCAAGAUAUGAUGGGCCUGCAGAUUGGCAGACAGACACUAUCCUUCUCUCUCUAGGGGCAGUUGCACGCAGAAUGUUCACUGCGGAGGAUAAUCUAGCCUCAAUCAAGGCUUCUGAGUGUUGGCAAACAAAUGGGCCAGAGACAAAGAAAAGACGCAGUACCAACUCCUCAAACAUCGCACCUACUAUAGAUUCAAUUGAUCUCGACAUGAAGUGCGCCGAUAGUGUGAAUGGCGUAGCCAGUGACGACCAUACACCGGUCAAUAAACUACACUCCACUCGUGCAGGUUCAAUGUCAUUGUCACUCGACGGACUCCCAAGUCAUAUUGAUGCCGCCACACUCCUUCAGUCAUUUGCAAAGCGGACCUCGAAGCCAGUACCACCCACAUCACACAUCGAAUACAUGGCUUGCCCAACGUGUGGGAAGACUACUACCGAUACUUUGAUGAUGGGCCGAAUUAAUAGUAGCUUCGAUGGCUCGCCCAGAGGAUCUCCUCUUAUCGUCCCUCCUGGUCCUCUUCCUGCAGCAGCAUUCGAAAGCGGCAUGACCGUCGAAGAAGAACUAAGGUUGCUCAAGGCUCAGGUCCAAGAUGUCGCUCGUGGUGUGGUCAUGGUUCAAUUGAAGGACAUCAUAAAUACUAUGGGACAGUUUUCUCAAGAGGUCACUCGUGUCAGUCAAGAAAUCGGUACAGAAGGUAAACUCGGUGGACAGGCUCUCGUGUUGGAUGUCGAAGGUACCUGGCGGGAAAUGAUUGGCAUUGUCAAUAAAUUAGCUGCCAAUUUGACCAGUCAAGUCCGAAGCAUCACUAAGGUCACUAAAGCUGUUGCACAGGGAGAUUUGUCGAAACAGAUUGAUAAUACCCUUCGUGCAUUAGCCACCGAAGUUACCCGUGUCACAUCAGAAGUCGGUUCUCAAGGCAAGUUAGGCGAUCAAGCGCACGUACCAGACUGUUCAAGGUUAAUCGGACUGUGUUCAAGCUUGACGGACCAAGCCGUCGCUAGGGGCGAUUUGACGCAGAAGAUCGAGAUCCACGUCGAAGGCGAGAUGUCAACGUUGAAGUGCACUGUCAAUUCCAUGUCCGAAGUCACUCGUGUCGCGCUUGAAGUCGGUACGCAAGGUAUGUUGGGUGGUCAGGCUCGCGUGGAAGGUGUACAGGGUACCUGGGCUGACUUGACACGCAAUGUGAACAAAAUGGCUAGCAAUUUGACUGACCAAGUACGAUCGAUCUCGGAGGUCACAAAAGCUGUUGCCUUGGGCGAUCUAAACAAAGUCGUCAACGUCGAUGUACAAGGAGAAAUGCUAGAUUUGAAUAUGACUGUCAAUUCUGUGGUUGUCCAAUUAUCUACGCUCGCCAACGAAGUCGCCCGUGUGUCUUUGGAAGUGGGUACGGAAGGUAUCUUGGGUGGGCAAGCGUAUGUCCCUGAUGUGCAGGGCAUGUGGAAGGUUCUUACAGAUAAUGUUAACCUCAUGGCUAUGAAUUUGACCAACCAGGUGCGGUCGAUUGCAGCAGUGACGAAGGCUGUCGCUGGUGGCGACUUGACGAAGAAGAUUGAAGUGGAUGUGCGUGGUGAGAUCAAGGAGUUGAAAGAGACUGUCAAUGGCGUGACUGAGAGCUUGAGUCUUUUCGCUGAUGAAGUGACUCGUGUCGCAAGAGAGGUCGGCACGGAAGGACGAUUAGGGGGUCAGGCUCGUGUAACUAAUGUUGGUGGUACAUGGAAGGGCUUGACGGACAAUGUGAAUGUCAUGGCUGCUAAUUUGACCUUACAAGUCCGAACCAUCGCUGUCGCAACCACUGCUGUCGCCCGCGGAGACCUGACUCAACAAAUCACUGGUAUCUCUGUGUCCGGAGAGAUGCUAAGCCUAAUCAACACUAUCAAUGACACGAUUGCUCACUUGGCAAUCUUCGCCAAAGAAGUCAAGAAUGUUGCAUUCGAAGUCGGUACAGAGGGUAAAUUAGGUGUCCAGGCUGAGGUAGGCAACAUCGAGGGUAUCUGGCGAGCAAUCACGAUGUCCGUCAACACUAUGGCCAGCAACUUGACCGAGCAAAUGCGUGGAUUUUCCCAAAUCUCGGCAGCUGCUAUGGACGGAGAUUUCACUCGUUUCGUCACUGUUGAGGCCAGUGGAGGGAAUGACUUUUUGAAAACACAGAUCAAUCGGAUGAUAUUCAAUCUAUGUGACAGUAUCCAGAAAAAUACAGCUGCGAAGGAGGCAGCUGAGCUGGCGAAUAGGAGUAAAUCAGAAUUUCUAGCAAACAUGUCGCACGAAAUCAGGACGCCCAUGAACGGAAUUAUUGGCAUUACGGAGCUUACUCUUGACUCUGAUUUGAACCGAUCGCAACGAGAGAGUUUGCUCUUAGUACAAUCAUCGGCUCGCUCGUUGCUACUCAUCAUCAAUGAUAUAUUGGAUAUCUCGAAGAUUGAGGCCGGUCGAAUGACAAUGGAAGCCGUCUCGUACUCCCUUCGUCAAACAGUUUUUGGCACACUCAAAACCUUUGUCGUCCGUGCCUCUCAAAACAACCUUGAUCUCACAUAUGAUGUCGACCCGGACAUUCCUGAUCAACUUAUCGGCGACUCGCUACGACUUCAUCAAAUCAUCACGAACUUGGUGGGGAACGCUAUCAAGUUCACAUCUUCCAAGGUCUCCCGCAAAGGCCACGUUGCACUUAGCACAAGGCUGGUAGCGCUGGACGACUCCAGUGUGACAUUAGAGUUCUGUGUCACCGAUACGGGGAUCGGCAUUGCCAAAGACAAACUGAAUCUCAUUUUCGACACGUUUUGUCAGGCAGAUGGUUCGACGACGAGAGAAUAUGGGGGAACCGGUCUGGGCCUUUCCAUCUCCAAGCGCCUCGUCAGCCUCAUGCAAGGCAACAUGUGGGUCGAAAGCGAGGUCUCAAAGGGCAGCAAGUUCUUCUUCACAAUCACAUCGCAAAUUUCUCAAAAUACGCUGGAGACCUCACUGCAAAAGAUGCAGUCAUUCCACAGGCGUGCUAUUUUGUUUGUUGACACCCUCAACGAUACGACCGGGGUUGUCCAAAGGAUCCAGGAGCUCGGGCUGAAGCCAUAUGUCAUCCAUGAUAUUAGUGAGGUGGCCGAUAGGGAACGCUGUCCGCAAUUUGACACUAUCGUCGUGGACUCGUUGAGCACGACCGAAAGUAUCAGGGAAUAUGAGCACCUGCGCUACAUUCCCAUCGUAUUGUUGAUGCCUUCGAUCCCACGUCUGAAUCUUAAAUGGUGCUUGGACAACAGCAUCAGCUCGCAGGUUACGACCCCAGUCACAGCUCAAGACCUUGCUUCUGCCCUCAUUUACGUCCUGGAGUCGAAUACUGUGUCGCCUGUCUCGGCACGAAAUGAUGUUGUCUUUGACAUCCUGCUUGCCGAGGAUAAUAUAAUCAACCAGAAACUAGCAGUCAAGAUUCUGGAGAAGUAUGGUCAUACAGUCGAGAUUGUAGAGAAUGGAAGUCUAGCUGUUGAAGCUUUCAAGGCACGGGUACAAGUGAACAAGUCGUUUGACAUCAUCUUGAUGGAUGUGUCGAUGCCUUUCAUGGGAGGAAUGGAGGCAACUGAGCUCAUCCGAGCAUAUGAGAUGCACAAAGGACUCCAACGGAUUCCUAUCAUCGCCCUCACUGCUCACGCUAUGAUCGGUGACCGCGAGCGAUGCCUGCAGGCAGGUAUGGACGACCAUAUCACUACCCCUUCGUCGCGGAGAUCUCUUGAAUUCGAUCAACAAGCUUGCAAGAGAGAGCGCGCACAGUUAGCCACGCAGCAUCACCUCCUCCACAAGCCACCUGCUCUUAUGGCAUAACUGAUUUUUUUUGUGUAUCAUUUCAUCGUUUCAGGUUUUGCAUACC
Suillus bovinus is the source of this 3952-nucleotide messenger RNA. RefSeq lists its product as uncharacterized. The transcript is spliced from 24 exons. Gene Ontology annotation, cellular component: membrane. Gene Ontology annotation, molecular function: phosphorelay sensor kinase activity. Lineage: Eukaryota; Fungi; Basidiomycota; Agaricomycetes; Boletales; Suillaceae. Bases 1 to 3906 code for a protein of 1301 amino acids. The record is from RefSeq and is a predicted model, not a curated record. Gene Ontology annotation, biological process: cellular hyperosmotic response; phosphorelay signal transduction system; phosphorylation.